UUUGUCCUCUGCCUCUUACAUAGCACUGGGCGGACUUUCACCAUAUGAGAAAGUGCUGACUAUGUGUCCAACAGUAUGCCAUCGGCGUUUUCAGCGCAAGCAAAUUGGACUCACCAAUCGCUGGAACUUUUCAGAAAUAUUUCCUGGUGAUCUGUUGGGACUUGCCCAGGACUACAAGUCAACACAAGUUUUCCUUAAUGAGUCGCUAAAGAAUAUUCUGACAGAUGAAACGCCGAUGCCCCUCAGUGAGGACCUGGAGUCUCAGGAACUAAGCCCUGAAGCCCCAUUACCAAGCACCUCCCUGCCACCCCUGCCAGAGAUGAAGACCAGCAAAGAACUCGCCACUGAGCCCAAGUCACCCUGUCAGCACUUAACUGUCGCCCUAAAUGAUUUUCUGGGCUCUUACAUCCAGAAGGCCACACAAGGAAGGGAGCCAGAUGUAAUCCUGGAGUGCCUCGGCUUCUCCUGGGAAUUGCACCGGGCUUACCUGUGCAAGUCCGAAACACUUUCCAAGCUUUUCACCUGGGCCAUGGCCCGUGCCAACCCACACGAUCUGGAAAGCCUGAACAGACACAGGAAGGGUGGAACCAAACUCUCAAGGACAGUUACUGGGAAAGAUAGAGAAGAUAACAAAGAAAAAAGCAAAACAAGGAAAAUAAAAAUUUCACUGGAGAUUCAUGACCCACUUAUCACUAAAAUAGCUUUUGCUAUUGCCCUCAAGAAUCUCUAUAGCACAGAGUUGGACGUGAGCAUGGAAGAUGUCCUGGGAGUCAUGGCAGCCGCCUCAGUCCUCGAGUUCCCAAGCCUCUUUCAGAAGUGUGUGAUCAUGAUGAAAAAUGGGAUUUGCUCAGCCACCAUUUACAACUUCUAUUCUGCUGGUUGCAAGUUCAAGCAGGAGUUGCUUGUCAGUGCCUGCGAGAGGUGGCUGGAAGUGAACCUCGUCCCUCAGCUUGGGUGUCAAAUCCAUCUCCGGAAACUCUCGCAAGAGCUGCUCCAGAAGGUCCUCAGGUCUUCCAGGUUGUUUACCUUUAGUGAGUUCUACCUUCUGAGGACCACACUUUUCUGGGUUUUUCUGCAGCUGAAUCCCCAAAUUCAUCUAAUUCCGAAUUAUGAAAGUGUCUUGGCCUAUUUCAACAGCUUAUCCAAGAGAUGUGCCUUUCUGGAACGUGAGACAGGACAGAGCUACAUGUCUGUGUUUCAGUGCCUGCGUUUACAUGGCAUUACAUCAAGUAAACACCUGGAGGAUUUAAGGCACAUUAACUUCUUCCCACAAACAUGGCUCACCCGGAUUCUGUCCAAUCAUUACCAUGCACUUGAGAAUGGUGGAGACAUGGCAUUCCAAAGAGAUUUUUCCACUCAAGCUGUCAGAUUUGGUCUGUUAAUUAAGGAGGAGCCAAAAUAUUGCUCGGAAAUUGUUUCGUUGUAUGGGUUCUUCUUUCAAAUUAAGGCAGUCAGACAUGAAGCAUCAUCCUACAGCUUUUACAUGCAGAGAGUCAAAUACACAGACCCAAUAUUAUCCUUCUUUACAUCUGAGCGUAGUCCUGUAAGCAUGAGACAUGAACGUGAAGUGAAAUAUGAAAUAAGAGCCCAGGCCUUGAUGGAUGGGAAAUGGCAAGAAUUCAGCACCUAUCAGAUCGCUCAAAAAUUUGGCAUUACGAAGCCAUCCUGCAGAAGCCAAGUCUUGAAAGCACGAAUCACGACUGUUCCAAUCUACGUGACAUUCGCCAUCCUUUUCCCGGUAUCUUGAGGCUCUUCAUGAUCAUGGAACAGUGGCCUCAGCACGGAGCAUUAAAGACCACAUUAAAG
Molecule: messenger RNA, 1806 nt
Organism: Tachyglossus aculeatus (Australian echidna)
Lineage: Eukaryota; Metazoa; Chordata; Mammalia; Monotremata; Tachyglossidae
Gene: BTBD16
Product: BTB domain containing 16
Exons: 16
Coding region: 62-1747 (561 amino acids)
Molecular function (GO): protein binding
Source: RefSeq, a predicted model, not a curated record